This is a messenger RNA of Scatophagus argus, 3097 nucleotides long. It is a transcript of the gene trim35-12, whose product is annotated as tripartite motif containing 35-12. Gene Ontology annotation, molecular function: protein binding; zinc ion binding; ubiquitin-protein transferase activity. The coding region runs from base 1 to 1815 and encodes 604 amino acids. The transcript has 7 exons. Gene Ontology annotation, biological process: protein ubiquitination. The record is from RefSeq and is a predicted model, not a curated record. NCBI's taxonomy places the organism in Eukaryota, Metazoa, Chordata, Actinopteri, Scatophagidae.
AUGUGCAUGUUUUUAGGAUUGUGGGAGGAAGCUGGAGCACCUGGAGAAAACCCACGCAGACACAGGGAGAACAUGCAAACUCCACAUAGAAGGGCCCAGACCGGGAUUCGAAGCUGGAACCUUCUUGCUAUGAGAUUACUCUGUAGACUCACACAGCAUUCAGAGAGGAGCACCUUUUCUUCCGAAAAGUGUACUGCUGCACCACAGCUACAAAAGGAGACUCGUCAACAGGAACCUGCCAUGGCUCUGCGCCCUCGUGCUUCCUCUCAGCCUGGAAAACUUUCCUUUUUCCAGAGUCCCAAGGUAGCUUCGGCCCUUCGACCACGGGCUGUUUCCUCGCGGUCAGGCUCCAUGCUGGAAGAGGAGCUGUCUUGUCCAGUCUGCAGUGAAAUCUUCAAGGAGCCCGUGGUGCUGAAGUGCAGCCACAGCUUCUGCCGGGCCUGUCUGCAGCAGUUCUGGAACAAGAAGAAGGCCAGACGGGAGUGUCCGGUCUGCAGGAGGAAGUGCUCCCUGACUGAGCCCACAGUCAGUCUGGUGCUGAAGAAUGUAGCUGACACUUUCCUGAGGGAGCAGGAGCGCAAGACAGCUGGAACAGGGGCAGGGGCCGGGGCCGGCGGGGCAGGGGAUCAAGCAGAAUUGCUGGAGGAGAAGUGCAUCGCGCACGAGGAAGUUAUCAAGCUCUUCUGUCUGGAUGACUUUGAAGUCCUCUGCUGUGUGUGUCACACCUCCAAGAAGCACCAGGGACACAGAGUUUGCCCGUUGGAAGAGGGAGCUCAGGACCUGAAGGCAGAGAUGAAGAAAGAGCUGAUUCCUCUCAAGAAAAACCUGCGGUGCCUCUAUGAAGCCAAGCAGGAGUGUGAUGACACAACUGUGCACAUCAAGAACCAGACUCAGGCCACAGAGAAGCAGAUCAAAGAGGAGUUUGAGCAGCUGCGGGAGUUUCUGCAGAAGGAAGAGACGGUUCGACUGGCUGCCCUGAAGCUGGAGGACGAGGAGAAGAAAGAGCUGAUGAGGAAGAAGUCAGAGAGCAUCACCAGCGCUAUCCUCACCUUCUCUCAUGCUAUCAUUGCCAUUGAGAAUGAGAUUGCUUCGAGUGAUGCUCUCUUCCUUAUGAAUUAUGCCAACACAAAGAAAAGAGCACAGAUCUCACCAAAGGAUCCAGGAAAAGUUUCAGGUGCUCUCAUAAAUGUGGCCAAGCAUGUCAGUUCCCUCAAGUUCCAUGUGUGGGAGAAGAUGGUGGAGCUGGUUCAGUACACACCCAUCACCCUGGACCCCAACACUGCCUAUUCCUGGUUGUCCCUCUCCUCAGACCUGACCAGUGUAGCCAACAGUGGAUCAAUCCAGCAGCUCCCAGACAAUCCUGAACGUUUUGGCCAUUUUGUGUUCGUGCUGGGCUCAGAGGGCUUCACUUCGGGCCGUCACGCAUGGGAAGUAGAAGUGGGCGACAAGACAGACUGGAUGCUCGGGGUGGUCAAGGAGUCCAUCGACAGAAAAGGCCGCAUCUCAGGCUGUCCCGAGGGUGGCUUUUGGAUGAUCUCACACUAUGAGGGAGAGUACUCCGCCAUGACGAGGCCCAGCACACCGCUGCGGCCAGAAGGAGAGCUGACCCGAGUCAGGGUUCAGCUGGACUACGACUCCGGAGAGGUGACCUUCUCCAACCCUGUCAGCAUGACGCCCAUCUAUACCUUCACUGACUUCUUCACUGAGAAGAUGUACCCGUUCUUCUGCCCUGGAGCCAACAUCAAUGGCAAUAACCCCAACCCACUUAAGAUCUGCCCAGCCAAGGUGGCAGUGUGGAACAGUGCAACAUGGUGAUUUUAGAGUGCCUUAAGAAGUAUUUCAAAUUUAAGGAAUUACCAAGUGGGAUUUAGUAAUUUAAGCAGGCGAUGUCAAUGUUGUGUAAAAAGACCAUGAUAGAAACAAAGUAAUUAGAACAAGUCUUCAAAAAUAAAAAAAUCAAGGCACUCUGUUGGGAAAACAGCCUUUAUUCAUUCAAUUAGAAACAAAUAUGCGAAAAGUAAGCAGAUUCACAACCGAAUCAAACAAAGAGCCUGUUUGACCUGAGUCAAUCGUAAAGUUACCAGGCAAUGGUAUCGCCUUUAUAAUCCAGGAAGGCUCCAUUUUGCUUCACGGUCAGGGAAGUAAUCACACGAAGCAUCCCCUGCACACUCUCUGUGACAUCAAUCUCCCCCUGGUGGUCAGAAAGGCACAGGAGGUCAAUUCUCCUCACUCUUGCGUAACAAAAGGACUGUCAACGUCUAACGUGUUUCAGACCUUUAUUUUCAAUGUAAAAAAUUUCUAUCUCAUAUUUUCAGUCCUGAUAUGGGUCACUUGCUGCAGCCGGAGGUUCCCUUGAGAGACAGUGAAAUGUUUUCAAAAAUCUUAAAAAUGAUGCAUAUCAUUGUGUAUGCAUCACCGGUGGUAUGUAGGGUCACAGGAGAAAUGUGAGUGCAAAGAAAUUGCAAACUUUAAAGGCUAAAAAUUAACUUUCAAGAAGCCAAAUGCUUGAAUGAAACAAGGCAAUGCUGUCCAUUUUACAACAACAAUUCCUUAUUUGAAAUUUGAAAAACUGGAUCUGUGUGAUGAUACCAGCAGGCAGCAGCAAGAUUUUUCAAACUGGUGUAACUCGUAUGUAUACUUCUGAUGAGAAUCCCCACAGCUACUUCACAAAGCAGCACAAACAGUACGUUUCACACUUGUAGCUAUCAGAAUAGUUUACACUUUAUCUUGGUGAUCUGCAUUUGAGUCCAUAAAACUAAACUUUAGUGUUAUGUUUUAUGAAUGUGAUUCUCUUCUGUUUAAUGAUUUUCAGAAAAAGAGUAACCUUUUGUCAUGUAUUUCAUAACAGGUGUGUCUGACUUGGUAAUCCUGCUUUGUGUGAUGCCCUUAGUACUGUUUUGUGAUUAGUACAGGUGGAUUACUUAUUACUUUGCACAUGAACGCCUGAAAAUCAGCUCUGAGCCAAGUACGUGAAGUGAGUAUCAAUGUCCUGCAAAGUGAAUGAAGCCUGCUAAGAUCUGUGCAGUACAUUAAUACUCAAAAUGUGAAUGCAGCAUGCAUGCGUUGUGAUCUCUCAACCAAUAAACUAAUACCCAUA